UACCAAGAAUCCCGGAAGUUUCCUUUAAAGAUCACACGAUACUUCGUUUCCAGCGCUUUGAAGAACUACAGUAAUCUGUUCUAUUUGUUUAGAAUUCAUAACCACUAUAUAUAGUUUUGACGCGUAACUUAAAUAUACAUAUUACUUAUGCGGAGGUGGAAUAAAUCUAAAGAACCUGAAUCGCUGUUUCGUUUCGUCUCAAAUCGGGGCUAGCUUUAGCCUAGCAUUCCCUGAACUCUCACUAGCAGCGUCGGUUUGCCUUAGUUUUUGCUUAAUUUGGCUUAAAAAUCAUAUUUUUGUGACUUCACAAAAUACCAAGAACAGGUAAAAGAUACGUCAAAUAAGCAUGGCAGUAUUUAACGAAGGUAACCUCAAGAAAUUACUGAAGCAAUACAAAUAUAGAGAUCUGACAGUCCGAGAAAUAUUCAAUGUCGUCACCCAGUACAGGGACUUGAAGCCAGUAAUGGAUGCUUAUGUUUUCAAUGACGGCUCUUCCAGAGAUCUAAUGAGCUUGACAGGAACUGUCCCUGUAAGCUAUAGAGGUAAUACCUACAACAUCCCGGUGUGUUUGUGGCUGCUGGACACUUACCCCUACAACCCUCCCAUAUGCUUUGUUAAACCAACUAGUAGCAUGAUGAUUAAAACUGGCAAGCACAUUGAUGCCAACGGCAAGAUUUACUUGCCCUACCUGCACGAGUGGAAACAUCCUCAGUCUGACCUUUACGGCCUGAUUCAAGUGAUGAUUGUUGUGUUUGGAGAGGAGCCUCCGGUGUUCUCCCGCCCCGCAACCCAAGCUCCCUUCCCUGCCUUUCCAGCUGCGGGACCCCCUAAUUCCUCCUAUAUGCCUACAGUCUCAGCUUAUGGUCCAGGUCCAAACCCCGGAGUCUACCCAGCUUACCAGUACCCAGGAGGAAACUCUUAUCCUGCUGCUGCAGGACCUGGACACUACCCAACACAACCUCCUGUUUCCACAGUGGGUCCCAGCAGAGAUGGCACCAUCGGGGAAGACACCAUCCGUGCGUCCCUUAUUUCAGCUGUGAGUGACAAACUUCGCUGGAGAAUGAAGGAGGAGAUGGACAGAGCUCAGGCAGAGUUGGAUGCUCUUAAGAGAACAGAGGAGGACCUGAAGAAAGGACACCAAAAGCUGGAGGAGAUGAUCUCGAGACUUGACCAGGAAGUGGCGGAUGUUGACAGGAACAUUGAGCUGCUGAAGAAAAAGGACGAGGAAUUAAGUGAAGCUUUGGAGAAAAUGGAGAACCAGUCUGAGAACAACGACAUCGAUGACGUCAUUGUUCCCACAGCCCCUCUCUACAAGCAGAUCUUGAACCUGUACGCUGAAGAAAAUGCAAUCGAGGACACAAUCUUCUACCUGGGAGAAGCUCUCCGCAGGGGCGUUAUAGAUCUGGAAGUUUUCCUCAAGCACGUCCGCCUUCUGUCCAGAAAACAGUUCCAGCUUCGUGCUCUCAUGCAGAAAGCCCGCAAGACCGCCGGCCUCAGCGACCUGUACUGACCUUCACUUGCAGCUUGAGAAGCAGCAUAUCUACACACUCUCUCUUUUCUCCAGCUGUUUGUUCCCUUUUGAUGGUCUUCAUAUAAACCAACCUCUUUUUUUAACCGAAACAAAGACUAAAUGAAAUUUAGCAGACUUGUGGAACGUUUGAACGUGUUGUGGUUGGUCACAAACACUCUCCAGAUGUGGAAUUCAUACUUUCCUAGUCCAAAAAUCUAUAGAAACCUCCCCCUCCCUCAUUAUCUUUGUAAAUCAGGUAGAGUGGUUGUGUGACACACAUGCCAAGUUGAUGAAAUCCAAGUGCAAGCCUAGUGUGUGUACAGUGUAUGCAACAUUUGAGUGUUUGUGCUGUCACUGGUCUUUGUUUACACUGGGUUUGCGUGCUGUUCUGUACACAGCAUGCUGCCCUGCUGGGUUUGCCUUUACUGGUCAACGUCAUUUGACCAGUAAGCACAAAUAGGAUAGAGCGUGGACCGCGGGGGCCUUGUUUGGAGCUCCUUUUGUCCCUUCGUGGUGAAAUUUAAAUUCCCAGACAAACUGACAGGUCCAGCCUCAGGAUUUGUGUAAAUUCUUCUUCUGUGGUCUUGGGUUCAAAGGGAUUUGUUUUAUGACCAAUAAAGGUUCUAAUUAUUUAAUUUGAGUCCGGUGGAAUUUUAGUUUCCAAGCCGCCGAUCCACACUACGCGUUCUCCGUGUUCCCUUGAGAUGGUCCGAGCCAGGUUUUGGGGUUGUGUGUCCGCUGCUCAGGCGUCUCCAGUCUGACUGUUUUAAUCAGUUAAGUAAAGUACUUGUUUCAUUAAUGUACAGCCUGCAUAUUUAAUUCUAAGAAAUGACAAAAGAUCUCUAUUCUUUUAUUUUCUGUUUUACAUGUGCUAUCCACUCCUGCUCAGUCCUGCUGAGAAAGUUAGGCUUGCAUUCAAAUUAAGGAAAAGGUUUUGAGGAAAGAUGGGCUAGAGGGUACAAAAAGAACUAAUCAAAAUGUUAACUUAUGUAAAGUUUUGUCUCUUGAGUUAGCCUUUUACUAAAUGCGCUUUGGGUUGUAUGAUAGAAUGUGUUAUUUUUCUUGUUUUCAGUUCAGCCGUAGACCACCCGUUCUUUUAUAUCUGUAGAUUCAUGUAAAGAAGUAAAAAUAAAAAAAACAA
Messenger RNA from Nothobranchius furzeri (turquoise killifish), 2651 nucleotides. It is a transcript of the gene tsg101a, whose product is annotated as tumor susceptibility 101a. The record is from RefSeq and is a predicted model, not a curated record. Gene Ontology annotation, cellular component: ESCRT I complex. NCBI's taxonomy places the organism in Eukaryota, Metazoa, Chordata, Actinopteri, Cyprinodontiformes, Nothobranchiidae. Gene Ontology annotation, biological process: protein modification process; endosome to lysosome transport; protein transport. Gene Ontology annotation, molecular function: ubiquitin binding.